CCUCUCUCUUACCAUUUGUUUCGCAGUCACUACUGUUCAUUUCUUAUAACAACUCUCAUGUUAAGCCACUGUUGAAUGAAAACCUUGGGAAUAUGAGAAGGCCUUGCAAACAUUCUAAGAAGAAACAUGAUCUCUUUGAAUGCCUCCCUGACGAUCUCCUUGUCCUUAUUCUUUCUAAGCUCAGCUCCACCGCUUCUUCUCCUUCUGAUUUCAUCAACAUCAUCUUAACAUGCAAGAGGUUAAACCGGUUAGGCCUGCACCGUCUUGUGUUAUCCAAAGCUGCCUCUAAACUAUUCGCCAUAAAACCGAAAAAUUGGUCGGAAUAUGCUCACUCUUUUCUCAAACACUGCGCUAACGCCGGUAACGUGGAUGCCUGUUACACUCUCGGAAUGAUCCGAUUUUACUGUUUGAAAAAUCGAGGGAGCGGACUCUCGUUAAUGGCGAAGGCGGCCAUGAAGCUGCACGCGCCGGCUCUGUACUCGCUGGCGGUGAUUCAGUUCAACGGCAGCGGCGGUUCGAAGCGCGACAAGGAUCUACGCGCGGGCGUGGCCUUGUCGGCGCGUGCGUCGUUACUCGGCCACAUCGACGCGCUUCGGGAGUUAGGCCAUUGCCUUCAAGACGGUUACGGCGUGCGGCAGAACGUCACGGAGGGGAGGCGGCUACUCGUGCAGGCCAACGUGCGCGAGCUCGCGUACGUCCUACGCGCCGUGGCGCCUUCGCGCUGCUACGAGACCUCGCUGCUGACGUGGCGCGCGCUGAGAUGUCAGAGAAACAACAACAACAACAACGCGGUGGUGGCAUGUCCUUUGCUGAGUGAUUAUGGUUACAACGUGGCGGCGCCGGAGGUGCAGCCGGCGAAUUGGUUUCUGAGAGAGUGGUUUGAGUCCGGUAAGGGAAAAUUGGAGGAAGGACUAAGGCUUUGCGCGCACAUUGGGUGUGGCCGACCGGAGACGCGGCCGCACGAGUUUCGCCGGUGUUCGGUUUGCGGCAAAGUGAAUUACUGUUCUCGUGGAUGUCAGGCGCUGGAUUGGAAGUUGCGGCAUAAGAUGGAGUGUUCGCCGGUGGAAAUGUACGAUGGUGGUGUGGAUGGAGAGGAUGAGUUUGUGGUCCCAAACGAUGCCGUUUGAAGAAAUGUUUCAUGAAAUUCCGGUGCAGAAUGAUUUGAGGCAAAAGUCUUCCUGUCAAAGAAUUAAAAUUCUCUACUCUUGCCUUCAUUUUGUUUUUAUUCAUUGGAUCUACGGCAUCACAACAACAACAACAGUUAGCAACAGUUACAACUCAGCCUACAGAAUCGAUUUCUAAGGUAGAACAUAAGAAAAAAAGAACAGAAAUAAAUAGAGAAAAUAAGGGAUUCUAUAAAUUAAAAAUAUGUCAAUGAGUUGUAUGUACCAUGUACAGAUGAGGUAGUAACUUUUUUUUUAAAUAUAUAUAUAUAAAGUAGAUAUACAACUAAGAUUAAAAAGUUCUUUAUUCAAAAAUGGUUUUCGUGUUAAUUUUACCCACUGUGGUGGUAAAUGUUGUGCAAAUGCAAUACAAGGAAAUACUACUUUCUGUUUAUUUGUUUUUUUAA
Glycine soja is the source of this 1570-nucleotide messenger RNA. RefSeq names its product F-box protein At1g67340-like. The record is from RefSeq and is a predicted model, not a curated record. Lineage: Eukaryota; Viridiplantae; Streptophyta; Magnoliopsida; Fabales; Fabaceae. The coding region runs from base 93 to 1127 and encodes 344 amino acids. Gene Ontology annotation, molecular function: protein binding. The transcript has 3 exons.